Molecule: messenger RNA, 1757 nt
Organism: Drosophila suzukii
Lineage: Eukaryota; Metazoa; Arthropoda; Insecta; Diptera; Drosophilidae
Gene: CapaR
Product: Capability receptor
Biological process (GO): neuropeptide signaling pathway
Cellular component (GO): plasma membrane
Molecular function (GO): neuromedin U receptor activity
Source: RefSeq, a predicted model, not a curated record
GACUGCGGACAGUAAUCUGUGGGCAUCUAAAAGAUACAGUGGCUGUAUUAUACGAUAGCGCAGCCCGUAUUUCGCGCAAUCCAUAAAAAAUUAAACGGAAAUCGUCGUGUGCCAUGGGCGAUUCUAAUUUCAGCGGCGGCCGUUAAAAACUGUUUUACACGAAAUAAACAAAAACAAUUAAUUCAGUGUCAAAAUGAAUUCAUCGACAGAUUCGAAUUUUUUAGAGUUAAAUACAAGUUUUAGUAAUAAACCCGAUUUAUAUCCAACCAGCGUUAGUUUGGAACCGUCCCACGGAUUUGAAACAGAGGAUUAUUAUGCCUGCGGGACCUUUAACUGUACCCCCACAGAGUUUGUUGCUUUUGUGCUUGGUCCGCAGACCUUACCACUUUAUAAGGCAAUUUUGAUAACAAUUAUAUUUGGAGGCAUUUUUAUAACUGGGGUCAUUGGUAACCUAUUAGUGUGCAUUGUGAUUAUUCGGCACUCGGCAAUGCACACCGCCACAAAUUACUACCUUUUUAGUUUAGCUGUCUCCGAUCUGCUGUACUUACUAUUCGGACUACCAACGGAAGUAUUUUUAUACUGGCACCAGUAUCCAGAUCUCUUCGGAAUGCCAUUUUGCAAAAUUCGGGCUUUUAUUUCCGAGGCAUGUACUUAUGUCUCCGUAUUUACCAUUGUUGCUUUUUCCAUGGAACGAUUUUUGGCGAUUUGCCAUCCGCUGCAUCUGUAUGCUAUGGUUGGCUUCAAACGUGCGAUUCGGAUAAUAACAGCUCUUUGGAUUGCAAGUUUCAUAAGUGCCAUACCAUUCGGAUUACUCUCGGAUAUUCAAUACCUCAAAUAUCCGUUAGAUGGUUCUCGCAUUGAGGAGUCUGCAUUCUGCUCCAUGUCUCCCGAGAUUGUUAAUGUCAUUCCGGUGUUUGAAGUAUCCUUUUGCAUAUUCUUCGUCAUCCCAAUGAUACUCAUCAUAUUACUUUAUGGACGAAUGGGAGCUAAGAUUCGAUCUCGAACAAAUCAAAAAUUGGGUGUUCAACCUGGUACCAACAACAGAGAAACACGAAACUCACAAAUGAGGAAGAAGACAGUUAUACGGAUGCUGGCCGCUGUGGUGAUAACAUUUUUUGUAUGCUGGUUCCCUUUUCACCUGCAACGACUUAUAUUUCUAUAUGCCAAGAAUAUGGAGAACUAUUUGGAUAUAAACGAGGCCCUCUUUUCCAUUGCAGGAUUUGCCUACUACAUUUCAUGCACCGUCAACCCUAUAGUAUACAGUGUAAUGUCGCGACGCUACAGGGUGGCGUUCAGAGAACUUCUUUGUGGAAAGGCCGUGGGUGCUUAUUAUAAUAGUGGAUUUGCAAGGGAUCACUCCAGUUUCCGGGAAAGCACAGCCACAAGUCUUGGUAACAACAUAAAUUAUGACCGCGUUCAUUCUGUUCACGUUAGGUCAAGCAGGCAUCAAACUAAUAAAAAUGAUGCUGACUGCCUAUCUGCAAAUAGAGUGUUGAUAAAGAAGACAUACAGUCUUCCGCUACCAAAGAAUGCGGACUCCACCGUUCUUAGCACAACUGACAUUGUUAUCGUGCUGGAAAAUAGCCACACGGUUUGUGAAGAGCCCAAAGUUGAGAACGACAUUUGGAUCGAAAACGAGGAGACUUGUAUUUAAGCUUGAGGACAUUUCAGCUAUUGAAGAUGUCGAGUGAAAAACCUAAGGUUCUGUGCACAACUUUUUAUACCCGUUUCUUGUAGAGUAAAAGGGUAUAUUGUAU